This is a messenger RNA of Xiphophorus maculatus (southern platyfish), 2399 nucleotides long. RefSeq lists its product as uncharacterized. The coding region runs from base 1178 to 2104 and encodes 308 amino acids. NCBI's taxonomy places the organism in Eukaryota, Metazoa, Chordata, Actinopteri, Cyprinodontiformes, Poeciliidae. The record is from RefSeq and is a predicted model, not a curated record. The transcript has 12 exons.
AGAAACCACAGAGUCAGUGAGUGGCAGUCAGAAAGUGUCUGUUUUUUGUUUUCUGAGUGUAGCUCUUUCUGUUGUCAACAGGAAUAAAAGUCAAUAUGCCUAAAAGGAAUAAAGGUAAAUCUAAGAAGCCCACAUCGAGUUUCACUCAGAUGGAUUCAUCGUACAAGGAAAGACAGGAAGAUGCAGGACUCAUUUUGAAACAAAAGGAAGAUGAACUGAGCUCAGUCAAAGUCAGGUUGACUGAGAUGGAGACAUGGUACACAGGGAGGCUUGGUGAGGCAGAGUAAGUAUUUCAUCUGAUGUCUGUAAAUCUUAUUUUCACUAACAGCUUUAUAACACUAAACGGUUCAAAACAGUUCUUCAUUAGACUCACUGUAAAUCAACAAAUGAAUUACACAUUAAUUGAUGUUUUGUUUUCAUAUUGUGGUGUAACCAAUGGGAAACAAAAGGAUAAUGAGCUGAACUCAGUCAAACAGAGGUAGUAAACAUAAUAUGAUACAGAAAUAUGAACAUUUAUAUUUCUGUCUCACUCACAUGGUUCCUUUGUUUUCUUUUUGUCUUUAAAUAUUUCUGUGAACUUCUGAUUUCACACAGAUUGACUGGAAUGGAAAAAAUGUAAGUAGAUAAGCUCUUUUCACAGGCAUAAAAUCACAAAGCGCUGUACGAUAAACAACAUUAAAUCAUACAACAAUAAAACAAGCAUAAAAAGCACAGUAAAAUCAUGACAGAAAAGCCAGGGAAAAUAAAUGUGUUCUCAGUUUAAAACCUCCACAGAGUCAGCAAACGAAUCCAACCCUAUUUUCAUUAUUCUCAGGUUUCUAUUGUGGUAAUGAAUCCUCCUGUGGUCUUAAGAGAUGGGGUCAUUUAGACCCGCCCUCUGUGCGGUUCUGCAGGGUCGAACUGACCCCAUAUGUGUUUUUCUGAGCUCUUAUUUUUUGUGUAGUUUCCAAAACUAAAAUAUCUCAACAGAAAAGAAGACCCGUCUCCUGGCUGUGAGAUUUGCUGCACCCCUCCUGAGCUUUGGGUAAAAACUGGGGAUAUAAAAUGCACAAAAACAGCAAUGAGGACAUUGAAUUGUUGCCUUUCCUUAAAUGCUGAAACACAAAGGAAGAGGAGCAUUGACUACAAAUUAGUAGGAAUAGUAGAACAUUAUUUAUCAUGACGCUUCUCUGUGUUCAUGGGUUUGUGUUUCAGGAUGACCAGCAGACUCACUGUUUCCAGUUGGACUGAGGACAAAACAAUGACUGUCCAAUCAGCAAACAAAGGAGCUGCUGGGAUUGAGACAUUGUACAGAUUUAAACCUUAUGAUACAAGUGUUGCUGAGAUUGAGAUAUUUUACAAACGGAAAUUGGAUGAAGUGAGUGCUGCUCUAAAACGAAAAGAUAAAGAAUUGAAAUCCUUUAAAGACAGAUUGGCAGCCCAGCUCACUGUUUCAAGAGAAAACACAACAUCCUACAAGAUGGAAGCAUCCCUUAAAGAGCAGCUUCAUAAGGCCACAGUUGCUCAGAAACAAAAAGACAGAGAGCUAAAGUCGAUUAAAGACAGAUUGGCAUCCAUGUCAUAUUUAUUUAAAUCUGGAGACACUGAGAGCAUGAACAACCCGGCCAGUAAAACCAGACUGACUGAGAUGUACGACAACCUGAAACUGCUGCAGUGGCCAAAAGUCAAAGAUCAGCUGAAGUCCACAAACAUCCAAUCAAAGGUUGUUGAAGGUUUGAUUCAGGAAACCUUUAGGACUGCAGCAGGUGAAGCAAACAAAAGGAACCAGCAGAUUGAAGAGGCAUUUGGACUCAGUGAAUAUAGCAGUGGACUGACUGCACAGAAGGUUAAAGAGUACAGACAGCUAACAGUUCAGAACCUGCAGAUGGCGCUGUUCCACACCAACAAAGAAGAACUUCUGAAGCCUGGUUUCCCUGAACUUGGAGGUCCGUACUCAGAGGAAGUGAAGGAGGAUCUGAGACCUCUGAUAUCUGAAUGCUACUGGCUGAGCUGCUUGAUGGCUUUAAACAAUCCUCCUCUUCAGCCGGACUGGACGAACCUCGUUCCUUCGAUGGAUCCUUGGGACAUUUUCCCUCGAAACAUUACAUCUGCUUCUGUUAUGUAGAGGAAAAGUAGUUUUGCAGCACAACAUUAUUGGUGUAGUUUGGGUAUGCUGGUAAUUCCUCUUUUAUCUGAUUUAAUUUCAGUGGUAUUAAAAAAAUCACAAAGCCGUUCCAUGCUUGUUUUCAGUAUGCUUCACCAGUUUAUCUAGAGCUAAUAAUAGGGUCAGACAGGGAGGCUGAACACUGUUGAGUAAAGUUUCAACAGUCUAAAGCCACAUUUCUGCAUGAAAAUACUUUGAAUUUGUCUGAUGUAAUGUUAUAAUCUGGAUUGACAUAAAAAUAAAAUUGUGAAAAUUG